Messenger RNA from Topomyia yanbarensis, 1280 nucleotides. RefSeq lists its product as uncharacterized. Bases 173 to 1207 code for a protein of 344 amino acids. The record is from RefSeq and is a predicted model, not a curated record. Gene Ontology annotation, biological process: purine ribonucleoside salvage. The transcript is spliced from 4 exons. Lineage: Eukaryota; Metazoa; Arthropoda; Insecta; Diptera; Culicidae. Gene Ontology annotation, molecular function: adenosine kinase activity. Gene Ontology annotation, cellular component: nucleus; cytosol.
UCCAACUCGUACGGAAUUUAUUGGUGCGCUUAUUGUUGCUGUCAAAAAUUAAUAAUAAUCAGAUUCAGUCAGUUGGCGGUCAUCGGUGAAGUGGUAGAUCACACGGUGAUUUUGUUCGAUUACUUGUUAUAAAGACCAAGCGUGCAAAACAUAUCCAUCUUCUACCAGAACGAUGAUUGAAUUAAGAGAUGGUCUUUUGUUGGGAUGCGGAAAUCCACUCCUGGACAUCUCGGCGAUUGUAGACGAAAGGUUUCUUGCCAAAUAUGGAAUGUUACCAAACAAUGCUAUCUUGGCUGAGGAGAAGCACAUGCCAAUAUACAAAGAACUUAUCGAGAUGUUCAACGCAGAGUUUAUCGCUGGUGGUAGUGUACAAAAUUCUCUCCGUGUAGCGCAGUGGAUUUUACAGCGACCGAAAGUGGCCGUAUUUUUCGGUUGCGUAGGUAGGGACCGCUAUUCUGAAAUUCUAUCGGAAAAAGCCACCAACGAUGGAGUGAAUGUACAGUACCAGUUCAGCCAAGAUACUCCAACGGGAACGUGCGCUGUGCUAGUAACCGGAACUCAACGAAGCCUUUGCGCGAAUCUGGCAGCUGCUAAUAACUUUACAGUUGAGCAUCUGAAAACACCGGAAAGUGAGCAGUUCUUGAAAAACGCCAAAUAUUUUUAUAUCUCUGGUUUCUUUCUAACGGUUAGCAUCGAAAGUAUUCUUACCGUAGCGAAACAUGCCUUGUCGGAAAACAGGCCGUUCAUGAUGAAUCUUAGUGCACCGUUUAUCCCGCAAUUCUUCAAGGAUAAUCUUGACCAAGCGCUUCCCUAUAUUGAUAUUCUUUUCGGGAAUGAAACGGAAGCACUUGCAUUCGCUGAAUAUCACAAGCUAGAUACUGAAGAUCUGAAAGAAAUUGGGCUUAAAAUUGCGGCAAUGCCGAAGCUAAAUGCAGCCCGAACCCGUACCGUCAUCAUUACUCAAGGUAGUGAUCCCGUGCUGCUGAUCGAUAAUGGUGCUGUCACCGAGUUUCCCGUGGUAAAACUUGCAAGAGAGCAAAUUGUCGAUACAAACGGUGCAGGGGAUGCCUUUGUCGGUGGUUUUCUAGCUCAAUUGGUUCUCGAAAAAAGUUUCGAAACCUGUAUCAAGUGUGGUAUAUGGACCGCACGUGAAAUCAUUCAAAGAUCUGGCUGUACAUUCGAAGGUUUACCUGACUUUAAGGAUUAGGAUUUGUUCUUUCCUGCUAGUUUCACAUUAUUGCAGCAUCGUUAUAAUCAAUAAAAUUUUAUUGUUAUACUCA